Sycon ciliatum is the source of this 4080-nucleotide messenger RNA. RefSeq names its product cell surface glycoprotein 1-like. The coding region runs from base 476 to 3283 and encodes 935 amino acids. The transcript has 6 exons. The record is from RefSeq and is a predicted model, not a curated record. NCBI's taxonomy places the organism in Eukaryota, Metazoa, Porifera, Calcarea, Leucosolenida, Sycettidae.
GUACAUGUACAUGUAUGAUCUAGUCCGUGUACAUGUAAUGCCAGUAUUGUGCGACAGGGGACACAAGACCAAUCGGUCAAAAUUAUCCUGAGGGAGCCAGGACUCCGGAGCCAUGCUUGCAAACUCCCCACCAUAAUUAUGCUCUCUCCGCCCUGUACUGAACAGGCGACCACUGCUGCUGCCUACUCUUCCGACUAAUGAAGCCAGUCUCCACCACAACAAGGAGAGGAAAGAUAGAGUGUUGUGUCUCUGGGUGUCACGUACAACUAUGCAAGCCUCCAUGUUGCAGACCAGGAAGAUGUGCUUUCAGGUUAUUCAGCUUGUUCAGACACAGCUUUCUUAGCAGAGUAAAGCUGAGCUUUCUGGUAAUGCGAUCGGAUCGAUCGGGACAACGACAGAUCUUCGAAAUCUUGCAAACUCUGCUACAUAUGCUCCAGGGAUCAGCUCAGCUACAUUGGGAGACCGCUGUUGGACAAUGUGGGCUCUGCUGACCAGUAUUCUGCUCUUCAUCUUCUGUCUCACCAGCGCACUAUACGCUACAGACAGAGGCGCUGCGACGCUCGGGCAGCGAUCCUUGCUGACCGUGUCCGCAGGCAGUGUCGGAGGUCUAAUCGGAUUCCUGGUGGCGUGUGUAUCUCAAGACACCCAGUUACUUUCUCUGUUCACAUCGCUCAAAGACAUAUUGGUACUUUGGGCAGUGGGUGUAGCACUGCUAUCGCAUACAUGUCACAAGGCUAUUCAACAAUCACCACCAUCAGGGAAACUGCAUCGCGGCACAGGGAGCAAACACAAGCAUGGCCACAGUGGCUCUCACGAAGCUGGCAGUGGAGCUCACAUACAGAAAGAAGGCUCUCGCCAUCCUGAAAAACGUCCAGUGGGCACGAUUGCAGUGAAGAAUCCACCACCAUCACGCCCAAACCGAACGGAAGGACACAGGGGAACACCUGAUGGCAACCCAGAAACUACAGGGCAUAUCGCCUCAGCUAAUCUCACUCGACCUACUGGGACAGCUACUACCAAGCCAUUGGAAGUCACUCCGCCAUCAACAGGUACUACUAAGCCACUAGAAGUGGCUCCAGCAACAAUAGGUACUGGCGAAGACGGGACAGAUCCAAGAUCGCCUUCAACCACCGACCAAGGCAGUCUCUCCCAUCACAACGGACAACCUAAAAGGCCUCAGCGAGAUGAAGACACAUCUAAACCUCAGCCGGACGGAGACAAAACCAAACAACAUCCAGAUGGAGACAAACGCAACCCUCAGCCAGGUGGAGACUCAUCUAACCCUCAGCCAGAUACAGACACAUCAAAGCCUCAGCCAGAUGGAGACAAAACCAAACAACACCAAGACGGAGCCACCUCAACACCUCAGCCAGAUGAAAUCAAAACCAAACCUCAGCCAGAUGGAGAGACAUCAAAACCUCAGCCAGUUGGAGACAAAACCGAGCAAAACCCAGACGGAGACGAAAGCAAACCUCAUCCAGAUGGAAACAAAUCAAAACCUCAGCCAGAUACAUUGAAACCUCAGCCAAUUGGAGACAAAAGCAAACGUCAGCCAGAUCCAUACACACCUUCAACUCAGCCAGAUCAAGACAAAAGCAAACAUCAAGACAAAAGCAAACGUCAGCCAGAUCCAUACACACCUUCCACUCAGCCAGAUCAAGACAAAAGCAAACGUCAGCCAGAUCCAUACACACCUUCAACUCAGCCAGAUCAAGACAAAAGCAAACGUCAGCCAGAUCCAUACACACCUACAACUCAGCCAGAUCGAGACAAAAGCAAACGUCAGCCAGAUCGAGACAACACCGAACCUCAGCCAGAUACUGACACAUCAAAGCCCCAGCCACAUGAAGACCCAUCAAAACCACAACCACAUGGAGACAACACCAAACAACACCGAGAUGGAGACAACACCAAACAAAACCGAGAUGGAGACAGAACCAAACCUCAGCCAGAUGGAGACACAUCUAAACCUCAGUCUGAUACAGCCACAUCUGAACCCCAGCCAGAUGGAGACACAUCUAAAUCUCACUCGGAUAGUGACAAAUCCAAGCCUUACUCAGAUGGCGACAAAAGCACACCUCGGCCAGAUGGAGACACAUCAAGAUCUCAUUCAGAUAUGGACACAUCAAAACCUCAGCCACAUGAAGACACAUCGAAACGUCAGCCAGAUCAAGACAACACCAGACAAAACCCGGAUGGAAGCAAAUCUAAACCUCAGCCAGAUGGCGAUAAAAGUAAACCUCAACCAGAUGGCGAUAAAAGUAAACCUCAGCCAGAUAUAGACACAUCUGCACCUCAGCCAGACACAUCUGGACCUCAGCCAGACACAUCUGCACCUCAGCCAGACGGAGGCAAGGCCAAACAAAAGUCAAAUGGAGACAAAACCAAGCCUCAUCCAGAUGGGGACGAAAUGACACCUCCCCCACUGAAGGUAAAGAAACCCAAACCACCGUACCAAGGUGGAGGCGAAGAGAAACCUCCAGCAGAUGGAAGCAAAAUCAGUCAGUACCCUGAUGUCGACAAACCCAUUCCUAACCAAGAUGCAGACAAACCCAUGGCUAACCAAGAUGGAGACAAACCUCUGCCUCACCAAGAUGCAGACAAUCCCCUGCUUAAACAAGAUGCAGACAAAGCCAAGCCUCAACCUGAUGUAGACAAACCCAUGCCUACCCAAGAUGCAGACAAACCCAUUCCUUACCAAGAUGCCGACAAAGCCAAGCCUCAACCUGAUGUAGACAAACCCAUGCCUAACCAAGAUGCAGACAAACCCAUUCCUAACCAAGAUGCCGACAAAGCCAAGCCUCAAGCUGAUGUAGACAACAGGACACCUCGGUCCGACGAAGACAAAAGCAGUACUCGCCCAGCUGGAGGAACAAACAAACCGGCCCUAAAGAAAGCUGAAUCGCAUUCAGAUGAAGCGAACAAGAAAGGAGAAAGGAUAGUUAGCAGCCCAGCUAAGCAAGAUAAAGGUCUUCAUCAAAGCAGUGCUGAUGGUGACAGCAGAGAAUCAUCAAGUGAUGAUCGGAAUCCACCUGAUGAUGCCGGCGGGAAACCCAUGGAUGGCAGCCACACAAACAAUGCUGCCGAGACUGCAAACCCUGAGCGGCUGCCACACAAACAACGCAAUGGACGCAUUACUCUACAGCUGAGAAUACCCAAAGGACACUCGGGAAGCAGACCCCACCACAUCGCUCUGGUUCUGAAGCCCGGUCACGCCCGACGGUCGGGUACGAUCACUGUUCAACCGCAGAAAGGCAUAGCCGCUGUUUACAUACAUGGCUGAUGUAUGACUGGAUGGCUGUAUCGCUGUGAGUCUCAGGCUAUUGGACAACCAUAUCACAGAGAUACGCUGAGUGGCUGGUCACUGCAGAAAUAUCCGCCAGAGAAAAUCCAGGUUCGAAAAGUGGACUCAGAACUGCACUAAAAUUAGUGGCAGGACAAUUUGCGUAUCAGUACUAUUAUUUCCAUUCGCUCAAGUACAUGUAGUGAGUAUUAUUAUAGUUUGCAAUUUGUCAAGACCUAAUGAGCAUGCUGGCACUAUGCUGCACUUUGCCAUUCCUGCCUGCUUUAUUCUACUUGCAUACUUUGAUCAAGCAUGAUGGAAGCAAGCUAAUUUCUGUAGUUGGUCUGUUGGUCUAGGGGUAUGAUUCUCGCUUAGGGUGCGAGAGGUCCCGGGUUCAAAUCCCGGACAGACCCAUUUUUUUCUCCAAAUCGCAUGAUAUAAUUAUUAUAGUCUCGGUAUGCAUAACUCUAGCCUGGCCUACAAAAAAAAGUUUAUACAUGUGACCUUUUGACUCUAUUUUUAAUAUUUUUAUUUUUUUAACACAGUUUAUGGCAUUCAAUACACCGGGCACUUAGAUCACUGAAUAAUCUUAGAAAUUGCCCAAAUCAAGUUAUUUAUAUCCACUGAACGACACGAUCUCUACCAUAACCACAUAAACCACGGUGGGUAGCUGAUAUAGCGUCAGGGACAGCGUAUUUCGUUGUAUACAUCACUGUUCUUGACGUCAAUACGCAGUUAACCUGAUGUCACAGAUCGCAGUGAAUCUCGGACGUCCAGCACGCAACCAAAAUUGGUCU